Messenger RNA from Papaver somniferum (opium poppy), 987 nucleotides. RefSeq names its product putative F-box protein At1g58310. NCBI's taxonomy places the organism in Eukaryota, Viridiplantae, Streptophyta, Magnoliopsida, Ranunculales, Papaveraceae. Bases 1 to 987 code for a protein of 328 amino acids. The transcript has 2 exons. Gene Ontology annotation, molecular function: protein binding. The record is from RefSeq and is a predicted model, not a curated record.
AUGGGAUUGAAAAGGAAGAAGCAACAUGAGGGAAGCAGCAACAUGGUUAGGGGAGAAGAUAGGAUCAGCGGAUUACCUAGUCCCAUCCUCCACCACAUCCUAUCGUUCCUUCCAUUCAAGAACAUCGUACGUACCUGUGUUUUAGCUAAACGUUGGAGGUUUGUAUGGAUUUCUGUUCCCAAUCUUGUUAUUGGUCAUUGGCGUUCUCCUACUAACACUACCAGAGGUCCCAGAACCAACAUUUCGAAGGAGACUGAUCGUUUCAUGAAUUUUAUGGAUAGAUUGUUUGAGUCUCGUGAUAUGUCUAAUAUAGGGAAAUUCUCGCUCUCUUGCGAUAAACACUGUGAUGAAGAUAGGGUUCAUUCAUGGCUAACUGCUGUCGCAAGGCGUGAUGUUGAAGAGCUCAGUUUAUUAUCUGAGGAUGAAAGAGAUUCCUAUAUGAUUCCUUCACUUCUUUUUACUUGUGAAACAUUGACUUUGUUGAAGAUACAUAUGCCGAUUUCUCUCAAUAUUCCUACCAAUGUGCACCUUCCAAAACUCAAGGUCCUUCGACUUAUAAAUAUUGUAUUUACGGAUGGUCCUUCGAUUGAGAAACUAUGUUCUAACUGCCUAAUCCUGGGAGAAUUGGAAAUAAACAACUGCAUUAUUGAAGAUAUUACAGAGUUAAGUAUCUCAUCUCAUACAUUGAAGCGCAUUGAUGCACGUCUAUGUGGCGAGGAUAACGGGUGGAAACUAACUACAGUGCCCGAGUGUUUGUUGUCGCAUCUCAGGGUGCUUGAAUUCCGUCAAUUUUCUGGAGAUCAAAGAGAGCUUGGGGCGGUAAAAUUAUUUUCUGAAAAUGCAAGAGUUCUUCAAAAGUUAAUCAUAUCUCCUUCUUCAGCUUUAUCCAGAGAUCUGAGUAGCAAAUCGCAAGUUAAAGAGCAGUUACAAAUGCUUCCAAGGGCCUCCACAAAUUGCAAGUUGACUUUCAAGGAAGAGACAGGAUAG